Messenger RNA from Carassius gibelio (silver crucian carp), 2067 nucleotides. RefSeq lists its product as uncharacterized. Bases 419 to 1675 code for a protein of 418 amino acids. NCBI's taxonomy places the organism in Eukaryota, Metazoa, Chordata, Actinopteri, Cypriniformes, Cyprinidae. The record is from RefSeq and is a predicted model, not a curated record. The transcript is spliced from 7 exons.
GUCACACCAACUCUGUUUCCUGGUCAUGAGGUGGAAAUGCAUUGCAAUGCACACCUAGGACACACAAAUGCGUUUGACUACGUCGUUUUCAUGAGGUGACGACGCGUGAAUCAAUACUUGACAGGUGGAACUUCCUGCUAUUUACCGGAUUCUUACUUCCGAUCUUCGGAAUGCGUUUUGUUUUGGCUUAUCAGCAGCGAAAUAAUCAUGAUUUCGACUCCGAAGACGAAUAUGAUUCACAAAUGAAUUUUAACCGGGUAUAAAAUAUCUCUAUACAGUAUUGUUAAGUCGGUUACAUACAAUAAUGUUAGUUAGAAAGGCGUGUUUACGUUGGGUCUGAUACGAGCUAUUUAAAUGCUAAUCACUCGUAAACACAACAACAGUUUGCUAACUACACUCGUCAUCUUUACUCACCAAAAUGAAGACCAAGACCCCUGUUUUAAUUUUAUGCUUUUUGCUCGCGAUAGGUGUGUUUGGUGCUGAUGUAAAGUCAGUGAUGGAGGGAGAUUCUGUCACACUACACACUGAUCUUACUGAUUUACGGGGAUAUGAACUCAUACUGUGGAUAUUUGGACCUGACAGCACCCGUAUAGCUCAGAUCAACAAUGUAGCCAAUAAGAUCUCCAUAUACAAUGAUGCUCUUGAUGGGAAAUUCAGAGACAGAUUGCAGCUGGAUGAUCGGACUGGAUCUCUGACCAUCACUAACAGCAAAGCCGAAGACUCUGGACUUUACGAACUGCAGAUCAUUGGUGGAAAAGACAUCCCACCCAAGAAAUUCAGUAUUAUUGUUUCUGCUCCUCUGCCUGUUCCUGUCAUCAGCAGUAACUCUUCACAAUGUUCUUCAUCAUUUUGUUCAUUGGUGUGUUCAGUGGUGAAUGUGGGUCAUGUGACUCUCUCCUGGUACAAAGGAAACAGUUUAUUGUCCAGCAUCAGUGUGUCUGAUCUCAGCAUCAGUCUCUCUCUACCUCUGGAGGUGGAAUAUCAGGAUAAAAACAGCUACAGCUGUGUGCUCAACAAUCCCAUCAGCAACCAGACUCAACAUCUGGACUCAACUCAGCUCUGUCUCACAUGUGCAGUGGAUGCAUCAAGUUUAACCAAAGGAGACGGCUUAUCGUUAGGUCACAUGGUGCUGAUCUGCAAUAUUGUAGUUAGUGUACUAGUCUUGGCUGUGGUUGGGAUGUUCAUUAUCUACUGGAAAUAUAGAAAAAAGGAUCAACCGGAUUCUCCAGAUGAUGAUUUGGCUGAGACCGAUGAACUGAAGACAAUCUCCACGAGGGUGGGAGAGUCAGUCAUUCUAAACACUGGUGUUACUGCAAUACAAAGUUUUGAUGUGCUGCAGUGGAGGUUUGGAGAAUUAAACACAGCAAGCACAAACCCAUUCACCGUCAUCGCCAAACUGAAUGAAAAAAACAAUUUUGAUUUUACUGCUCGUGUUGAGAAACUCAGAGACAGCUACAGACGCAGAGUACACCUGGAUAAAAAAAAUGGAUAUCUUACAAUUAAUGAAAUCCGAUCCACAGAUUUUGGAAUUUAUAAACUGAAUAUCUCCAGGAAGGGGAGAAAUGUGAUUUCCAAGUCAUUUAUCGUCCGAGACUCCUCAGAAGACGAAGAGAAUGUUCAAGAAGAGACAGAAACAUUAAUGAAUGGAGAGACUACUGCAAACACUUGUCUAUAGCGUCUGUUACAUUAUCCUUACUAUAUAAAACAUCUCUAAUUUUAUGAGCCUUUAAAACUAGAAAAUGUGUUUAAAAUAAUGCUGCAUACUGUUAACCGAUGAAAAGUAACAUAACAAAGGGUUGCUUUUGACUUUACACUAACUAUUUUGUCAUUGUUGUUUUUGUCGUUUACAGUUGAUGAAAUGUAUUAUGCAGAUAUUCAUGUUACAUUAGUAUCAAUUGUACAGAUUUGAUUAUUGUAAAUGAACAAAAUAUUUUUUUAUGGUGUCUGCCCUCUAGUGUACAAUUUAUAUAAUGGCGUGUUUUUUUUAAGCUCUAACUAAUAAUGUGAAUGAGAGGCUGCAACUUUGUUCUGAAUGUAAUGUAAUUAUCAUUAAGAACAAAGUAUGAG